Messenger RNA from Mugil cephalus (flathead mullet), 4832 nucleotides. It is a transcript of the gene phactr4a, whose product is annotated as phosphatase and actin regulator 4a. The transcript has 15 exons. Gene Ontology annotation, molecular function: actin binding. The record is from RefSeq and is a predicted model, not a curated record. Gene Ontology annotation, biological process: neural crest cell migration; actin cytoskeleton organization. The coding region runs from base 213 to 3665 and encodes 1150 amino acids. Lineage: Eukaryota; Metazoa; Chordata; Actinopteri; Mugiliformes; Mugilidae.
GGGAGGGAGAGACCGAAUAUCGCAGGCAGAAGGGAGGGGGAGGACAAGAACUACAGAGAGGCUAAACGACACAAGUGAGCAGUCAAGACAGUUUUGAGUUACAGGAGCUGUGUCUAGUCGGAGAAGUGCAAGGUGGCUUUAGGUUUUCCUCUCCGGCCGCGGGCCUCUGGAGAGGCAGAACCCGGCAGGCCAGCAGGGACAGGAGUCGUAGCAUGGGACACAGUGCUAGCAGCGAGACUGUGGCCCAGCAACCGGCCCAACACAACAUCGACGAUGAGGUUGACCUGCAACAGAGCUCAACAGGAGGUGAUGAAGGGAACUCAAGUGGGGGGACGCCUCCAACCAAACGCAAAGGGAAGUUCUCCAAAAUGGGAAAGAUCUUCAAGCCCUGGAAAUGGAGGAAGAAGAAGCCAAGUGACAAGUUCACUGAAACAUCUAUUGCUUUGGAAAGAAAGAUUUCUGUUAGGAAAAGUCGCCAAGAGCUCAUUGCAAGAGGGGUUCUAAAGGACAUAUCAGAGAAUGAGAGCAACAACAUAAACCACUCCAAAGCUCCACCAGUGAAAAAUGGGCAUCCUGUGCCGGCGGACGUCGACAGGGUGUCCGAAGCAGGGGUGCGGGUAUCUCGAGGGGAGUCGGAGUCCAAGUCGAGUUCCCUCAGGCCGCCCCAGAGAGAUGAAGGUCGAAGCAGAGCGCCGUCUGAUGCUUCCCGAAGUAACCGGGCACCACUGGACGUGGACUCUCACGCACGGCUCCCUGUGGAUGCAGACAGACGAAGCCGACUGCCAUCAGAUCUAGAUAAGAGAGCUGGAUCUCUGCCUCGAGGUCCACACGACGAUAGAUACCGCAGAGAAGAGAGGAGAGAUGGGAAAGAUGACAGGGAAGACAGAGGAAGGAAGGACAGGGAAGACACUGAAGUAAGGGACAGAGAUCAAGGUGGGAAGGAAAGGAGGGACCGGGAUGAGAGGGAGAGGAGGGACCGGGACGAGAGGGAGAGGAGGGACCGGGACGAGAGGGAGAGGAGGGACCGGGACGAGAGAGAGAGGAGGGACCGGGACGAGAAGGAGAGGAAGGAUCGGGAUGAGAGGGAGAGGAGGGAUCGGGACGAGAGGGAGAGGAGGGAUCGGGACGAGAGGGAGAGGAAGGACCGGGACGAGAGGGAGAGGAGGGAGAGGGACGAGAGGGAGAGGAGGGAGAGGGACGAGAGGGAGAAGAGGGAUCCAGAUGAGAGGGAGAGGGAGAGGAGGGACCGGGACGAGAGGGAGAGGAGGGAUCGGGACGAGAGGGAGAGGAGGGACCGGGACGAGAGGGAGAGGAGGGACCGGGAUGAGAGGGAGAGGAGGGACCGGGAUGAGAGGGAGAGGAGGGACCGGGACGAGAGGGAGAGAAAAGAGUACGAUGAUAAAGAAAGGAGGGACAACAAGGAGAGGAGAGAAGAUAGAGACCGGCGACCUGAGAGAGAAAGGAGAGACAAUCGAGAUGAGAGGGAAGACAGGGAGAAGAAGGACCCUCGAGUAGAGAAAGACGACAGAGAUGACAGGGACAGACGAGAAGACAGAGAGAGGAGGGAGGACAGGGACAGACGGGAGGACUGGGCCAAGAGGAACGAAAGAGAGCGACGAGAUGAGGGUGAAAAGGAGGACAAGGAGAAAAGAGAAAGGCCCGGUCCUCAGCGGCCUGUGGAAGACUCUCGGCCUGUGGCCCGGCCUGUCUCUGAGGUGGACUUGCGGCCUACUCUUCAGAAGAGCUCCUCAGAGGACAGUAAAAAGCCUCGUCCUGCCUCAGAGGCUGACCGAAGGAGUACCCUGCCCAGAUACAGCAACCCAGCUGCAGAGUUCAGAGAUCGCUCAGAGUCCACUGGUGUCCGCUUCGCCCCUGACCCUCACCCAACGCAUGGCUCACAGCCGGAACCUCCCCCGCACAAACAAGCUUUGCUCCCCCCUAAAUUCCUCACUUCUUCCAUCGAGUCUGGCAGGAGUCCGACCCCCUCCCCUUCUUCAUCCACCUCCUCUUCUUCCUCCUCGUCCUCUGCCCCCAUAGCCGUGGCCAAGCCGCCCAGGACAGUGUCUCUAAUAGCAGACGACCUGCCACGGCCCCCGCUUGUUGCUGCUUCCUUAGCUGACUCCAACACGCCACCCCCUGUCCCUCCCCAUGCCAAACAGCCACCUGUCCCUCCGCCCAAGCCCACCAACCGAAACAGCAACCCUGCGCUGCUUGCUUCCUCACUGAACAGGGGCUCUAAGGUCAGGCAGCCUUGUUACUGGACAAGCUGGAGACGCCAGAGUGAGCUUGGCCUCUACCUUUCUCUCCCUGUGUACCUGCGCCACAGGGCUAUCCAGACCUGCUCAGCAGAGCUUUCUCAGCCCAGCAGCGGCAUCAUUGUGGUACCAGCACCUGCAAGGCGAUCGCCACCAACCCCUCCAAAAAGGAUGACUCCUGUCACCAAGCGCCAUUCUGCAGAUCCUGCUCCUCCCAGUCAGGUGCCGGAGUCUUCCAACACAGACCCUACCUCUGCCCCUGCACUACCGCCCCCUGCUGUCCUGAAAGGAGAAAACAGUGAGGACAAGUCAAACCCAGCACCACCUCCGGCCUCUGUUGAGCCUCUGCUUUCACCGCCCUCCCACAUACCUCCGUCUCCUCCAAGAGUCCAGUCACUCCAGCUUCCCAACACCGCCUCCUCUGGUCCCGUGCCCGUCGUGCAAACCGAUCCACCCAGCCCCACAACCGAGCCUCCCAGCCACCCACCAAACAUCCCUCUGCACAUCCGCAUCCAGCGAGCACUGGCCAACUCCGGCCCAGCUCAGCCCAGCCCGGACGGCUCCCAGAGGGCUCACUCACUACUAUUCGAGUCGCCUCCAGAUUUCCUCACAGAGGCGGGGGGUAACUCGCGGUACUCUCUUCCUAUAACCAUCGAACCUCUCAGGCUUCCAGAAGAUGACGACUUUGACAUGGAGGAGGAGAUGCGGAAGCUUCAUCCUCAGAGGCCUCAGAGGCAGCCUGAUCUGGAGCCUCGCAGCAGGAGGGGCUUGAUUGGAGACCCCAGAGUGAGUGUUAUCCCUGAGGGUGGAGGUCCCGGGGACAGCGAGGAGGAGGAGUCCGACUCCGACGGCCCCAUUCUGUACAGAGACGAUGACGACGAUGAGGAAGGCCCUCCAAGUGGGCUGGCAAGCCGUGUGAAGAGGAAGGACACGUUAGCCCUGAAGCUGGAGAGACAAGAGAGGGAGGACAGGGAAACUCAGGAGAACUACGACGGUAUGAGCUGGCAGAACAAGGAGCAGUGGAUGGCAGUGAAGAACAAGAUUGGCACCACACUGACAAGGCGUCUGAGUCAGAGGCCGACAGCAGAGGAGCUGGAGCAGAGGAACAUUCUUCAAGCCAAGAAUGAAGCAGACCGACGGCAAGAGAGGUCCGAGAUCAAACGGAGGCUCACCAGAAAGCUCUCCCAGAGACCCACGGUGGCCGAGCUCCAGGCCAGGAAGAUCCUGCGCUUCCACGAGUACGUCGAGUGCACCCACGCCCACGACUACGACCGGCGAGCGGACAAACCGUGGACCAAGCUCACACCGGCUGAUAAGGCUGCCAUCCGUAAGGAGCUCAAUGAAUUCAAGAGUUCAGAGAUGGAGGUUCAUGAAGACAGCAGGAUCUAUACCCGCUUCCAUCGACCCUAGCCAUCCACGCUGAUCAGCAAAGCACUUAGAUCCGGGAGGAACUAGGGGGAGCAGCCUCCCCCCCGCGCUGCUCACUGGGAACUAAGUACGUGGUCCCUUUGGUCCGUUUUUACCCACUGGCUGCCAACCUGAUCCAGGAGAAGACAGCACUGAUAAAUGGAACCAAAGCUAAAGCCACACAUCAGUUCACCCACAGCUUGUUCUCUGACAGCUCUUAGACGGUACAAUGCAGAACAGGAGGAGUUUGAUGGGGCAUUCAUGCUGGAAGUGCCCGGUGCCAACGCUGGGAUGGAGCAGGAGCCCUUCCCCCAACCCCCCCGCCCGUCCACUGAGGGCUUGGAAAGACUUAAAAGGAGGCUUAUCACACUGUCUACUUUAGAAGAACCACUCUCUCAUGCCUUUACCUCCCUUUAAUGUAUAUAUUCCCUCCUCUCUGCAGAACAGAGAGACUGUGCACACUAAGAUCUUUGCAGUUCACAUAAGCACUGUUGAUGGUACCACGUAACUAAGCAAGUUUAAACACUGUCUGUAUGCUUCUAGCCUAAGGUGCCACACAGCACCUGCCUUACUCCUCACACGAACUAACACGCACAACUAAUUUAAGGCUCAGACAAAAUGUGAAAGCCUCAUUUGAAACUCAGUGAUAGCUCUGUUUGGAUCAACAGCUGAGCUCUGUGUGUGGACCCUCGGAGCACUGAUUCCAAACCUGAUAGGUGUGCAUUUUACUGUAUGUCGGUGAUCAUUUUGGUGAUUCUCAUGGAGCACAUAUCACUAGAUUAGUUUCUAAAAAGGCACCUUACGUUCUUUAAUUAGGUGUGUAGACGACGGAAUGGUUUUGAGCCUCUAAUUCUGUGUUUAUAAUUGAAUUAUUCAAAACAGGAAAAUGUACAUAUUUUUUUCCUGACCAUUUUAUGGUACUUUAUAUAUGCAAGUCACUGGCUGCAGUUGUAUAGAUCAAUUCUGUAGAUUUAAUUGACUUUAUAUUGUAAACUACUGACAUAUAAUGCUGACAUGUUUUAAUUGUAAAGUAUUUCUCAAAUGUAAUUUCCCUGUAGCAAUGGUACAGAUAUUAUUUUUUUUUUGAUACAGAGUACUUUAAACUGUUUUUGCAAACACACUGAAUCACUGAACAAUCCACUCAAAUUAAAAUAUGUGAUUUUCAUUUCA